AUGAACUAUGAUUUAACAAAUCUGUCGGAUUAUUGGUACAGAAAAGAAAUAGAGAAAGCUCGCAGAGACCUACGUUAUUUGAUCUUCUGCAAAGAAUGUGCGCCAAUCAUGCUUCGUUUAGCAUUUCAUGAUGCUGGAACGUAUUGCAAACGUACGGGGACUGGAGGUCCAAAUGGCUCCAUCAGGAAGCCUGAAGAGUUUGAACAAAUCUGUAAUAGAGGACUAAAAACAGCCAUUGAUUUUUGUGAAGAAAUUAAGUUAAAGCAUCCGAUGAUCUCAUAUGUAGACAUAUAUCAGCUUGCAGGCAUUGUUGCUGUGGAGAUCAGUGGUGGCCCUACCAUUGAAUUCAUUCCUGGUAGAAAGGAUUCGGACGAAUGCACAAUGGAAGGCAGACUCCCAGAUGAUGGAGAUGGAACAUUAGAUCUAAAGGACAAGUUUAAGUGCAUGGGCUUAACGCAACGAGACAUUGUGGUUCUUGCAGGAGCCCAGACUUUGCUAAGAACCUAUGCAGAUAGAUCAGACUAUGAUGUCCCUUGGACUAGAAAGCCACCAAGAUUUGAUAACUCAUACUUCAAGGAGCUACAGAGAAAGCAGUUGAAAGGGAUUUUAGAGCUUCCUUCAGAUAUAUCAUUGGUGGAUAACUUUGGGUUCUCCUUAAUGGUUGACAUCUAUGCCAAGGAAGAGGAUACAUUCUUCCUGCACUAUGCAAUAUCACACAAGAAUCUUUCUCAAUUAGGAUUCAUUCGAAAGGUAGAUUUUCCUUAUUUUUACAAGAAGGAGGAGAGUAAUGUGUUGGCAAAAAGCAUCGUCGGAGCUAUCAUAUUUGCUUCUAUCAUAAUUGCAAUGAGAAUUAUUCAAUUUGAUCUUCCUCCUGACACAUUCCGUCUUGUUAGUGCAUGUGAUAUUGCAAAAGGAAUAUGGGAUAGACUGAAGGAAUUGUUUUCGGGUGAUGACGACUUGCAACAUUCUUUGCAGACGACACUUUUGUCGGAAUUCGGAUCUUUUGUGCAGAAACCAUAUGAGAAUUUAGAAAAGACAGUCAAUUGCUUCAAUCACUUGUUAAGCAGAAUGCAUAAAUACGGUCUUUAG
This is a messenger RNA of Lactuca sativa (garden lettuce), 1089 nucleotides long. RefSeq names its product putative L-ascorbate peroxidase 3, peroxisomal. Gene Ontology annotation, molecular function: peroxidase activity; heme binding. The record is from RefSeq and is a predicted model, not a curated record. Gene Ontology annotation, biological process: response to reactive oxygen species; hydrogen peroxide catabolic process; cellular response to oxidative stress. Lineage: Eukaryota; Viridiplantae; Streptophyta; Magnoliopsida; Asterales; Asteraceae. Gene Ontology annotation, cellular component: chloroplast.